This is a messenger RNA of Gracilinanus agilis (Agile Gracile Mouse Opossum), 945 nucleotides long. Its product is annotated as zinc finger protein 184-like. Bases 124 to 945 code for a protein of 273 amino acids. The transcript is spliced from 7 exons. Lineage: Eukaryota; Metazoa; Chordata; Mammalia; Didelphimorphia; Didelphidae. Gene Ontology annotation, biological process: regulation of DNA-templated transcription. The record is from RefSeq and is a predicted model, not a curated record.
GCCUCGGCUCCGCUCCAUCCUCCGCAGCCGCCACUGCAGGGGUUCCAGCCCUGACUCCAUCUUGGGCUGGGGUCUCUGCCCCGAGCACUUUCCUCUAGAGGCGACAACUUGAAAGUGAAAGGCAUGGCUCCGGUCCACCUGACGGCCCAGGCCCAGCCCCAGCAGGCCUCCGUGACCUUCAGAGACGUGGCCGUGGACUUCACCCCCGAGGAGUGGGGGCACCUGGACCCCUUCCAGAAGGAGCUCUACCGGGACGUGAUGCUGGAGAACUUCAGGAACCUCGUGUGCCUGGGACUGUCGGCGGCCAAGCCGGACGUGAUCUCCCGGCUGGAGCAAGGAGAGGCCCCGUGGAUCCCCGAGGGCCCGGGCCUGGCCGGCGGCCUUCCAGACUUCCCCGGCGCAGCCCCGCCACAGCCUCUCUCCGACCUCAGCCUCGAGGACCCCGGGACCUUCUCCGCCUGGAGCGCGCCUCCGUCGUGCCCGGCCUCUCCUCUCCUGGAUUGGGAGACAAAUCAUGAAACCAAGGAGUCAAUUCAGGAGCUGAAUGUUCCAGUGGAAGAGCCAUCUCAGGAAAAACUCACGAAGGAUGAUGAUUCUUGUUUCUUGAAGUUACAAGAGGCUUGGGAUUGUGUUGGCAGUUUAAAGAGGAAGACGAAUAAUGAAGUAAAACAUUCUCAGCAAGUGAAACUGUCCCCAAAGAAGCAUUCUAAUAAAUUGAGAUGGCAUGAAUAUAACUAUUGCAGAAGCUUCAAUCUGGCACCAGUAGGUUUUCCACAACAAAAAGCAGGAAAGAACCCCAGCAGGUUCCGUGGCUUCUCCUCUGCCCUCUUGGCUGCCCUCUGCCUGCUGGUAUUAGAGAAGAGCCGAGGUGACGGUCUUGAGUUUGACGUGUGGUCUGGGACUUCGUCCGGAGCUGCUCAGAACGUUGUAAGGACACCGAGGUAA